Kwoniella botswanensis is the source of this 2895-nucleotide messenger RNA. RefSeq lists its product as uncharacterized. The transcript has 13 exons. Gene Ontology annotation, cellular component: mitochondrion. The record is from RefSeq and is a predicted model, not a curated record. Gene Ontology annotation, biological process: regulation of DNA-templated transcription; biosynthetic process; L-aspartate catabolic process. Bases 1 to 2895 code for a protein of 964 amino acids. NCBI's taxonomy places the organism in Eukaryota, Fungi, Basidiomycota, Tremellomycetes, Tremellales, Cryptococcaceae. Gene Ontology annotation, molecular function: pyridoxal phosphate binding; DNA-binding transcription factor activity, RNA polymerase II-specific; zinc ion binding.
AUGAGCGAUACUCACGAUAAAGAGAAAACACAGGUCCACCCUGAUUCGGGUGUGUCAACAAAUGAAGGGCAACAAACAUCGAUAACAUCCACAACUGUACCAACAACCACUGAUAGUGCUGCAGCUCAAUCCCAGCAAACUCCCGAAUCAGGAGACGCUGGUUCGGUGGACCAAGGAGUAGAGAAGGAUGCGGGCCAAGAAGAUCAGAAUGCGCUCAAUGCCGUACCCGCAACAAGUGAAGAAGAAGAGGUAAAUGCAAGUACAGCUCGGCAGAAUCAGGUUGAGCACCAAGGUACUGCAAACACUGCGGAUGAUAACGAUGUAGAACAACAGGCCAAUCAUAACAUGAUGAACCUCGAAGAGCAUGGUUUGAAUCUAGAUGACGAAGAAGGGUUCGAUCCAGCAACUCUAGCGAACUUAGCUGCAUUAUCUAGAAUAGCGAAUGAAGAAGGUGACGAGGAAGGUGAGGGGGAAGAUAACAACCAAGAUCAAAAUCGGGAUCAGGACCAACACGAUAAUGAUGCGUUGGAGAUACAUUCGCUAAGGCAUGAUGGACCGUUGACUAGGGAGCAGGUACAGGAAUUUGUCAAUAAUCUUAGUCAUCAGAAAUCGCAGGACAAGGAAAAUGAAGAAGAUCCUAACAAAAACAAAGAUAAAGGCACGAAAGAUAGGGGAGACGAUGAUGAGGAAGCACGAGAAGCAGAGGCAGAUGAACAGGAUGAUAAAUUGAGAGAAAUAGAUCAGAAUGAUGAUUCCAGGAAUACGAAUAAAAAUAAGGAUAGAAAACAGGAAGACGAAGAGUAUGAAGAUGAGAACGAGAAGAAUGAUAUCGGACCGGGGGGUAAACAGAAACGAAAGAGGAAUAGAACAGUCUUGAGUUGUACAGAGUGUCAUAGACGAUGCGAUCGUAAUAUACCUUGUAGCAGAUGUAUCAAACGAGGCGUACCCGGAAUGUGCAGAAUGGAACAUCCCGUGCUACCACAGCGGAAGAAACGGAAGGUUCAAGAUGACGAAGAUAUCAAUUACGAGCUUGGUCUUCGAGUGCAAGCCCUGGAAUCCCUUUUACGUUCCGGAUCACUGAUGGAUGCAGAUCAAGCCUCUGCAGCAGCUAAGGAGACCAUCAUGCAUGCUACACGAGCUGCUAAUGCCGGUUCUCAAGAUGCGAAUAAUGCUUUAGCCCAAUUGACACAGAGUGUAGCUGCUAGUGGAGGUAUAGGGGGAUUGAGUCAGGAUGCUCAGUCAAGUUUGCUCUUGGAUGUCUUACAGCAGCUCACUGCGGCAAGUAUGGGAAGACCGCUGGAUCAGAAUGGAGCUGCUGAAGGUAGUAAUCGUAGAGGACUAGAGGUUUGGUCUGCUAUACCAACAGCAUCUCAGGAAACAUCCGUUGCAAUUGCAUCGGCAUACGAGAAUGACGAAGUUGGCGUGAAAAUCAACCUUUCUCUACCUGGAUUCAGAGAAGAUAACGGCAAGAUCUUUAUACCUCCUACUGUAAGAUAUGUAGAGAAGAACUUGCGGAACGAGAACAUCCUCGCUAGAGAGGCAUUACCAAUAGAAGGCUAUUCACCGUUCUUAGAUGCUGGUAUAAAGUUUGCGUAUGGGUCGGAAAGUCAGGCAUAUCGACAUCGUAGAAUCGCUUCUAUACAAGCUUUCUCCUUGACUGGAGCGCUUAGAUUAGCAGCUACUUUCCUAUCACGCUUCCCUCCUGUUCCAGGAACCAAGUCGGUUUUCGUACCUUCUCCUACGGCAGACGAAGAUACUACUGCCCUGCAGGACUCAGGUUUGGAAAUACGUUCGUUCCGAUUCCUGGAUUACAAGACUGGUGGAGUGGAUUGGGAAAGUUUGAGAGAGGAUCUACAGGAUGCACCUCCGAAAUCUGUCGUGUUAAUUCAGGUUAGCGGUAGUAUGCCUAGUGGUGCGGAAUUGACUACCAAUCAGUGGAGAUUGUUAGCCGCAUUAUUACAGGAACGAGAGUUGAUACCUCUGGUCAUGAUGGCUUAUCAAGGAUUAUCGACGGGAGAUACGAACAGGGAUGCUCAGGCAUUGAGGUUCAUGGUACAUGAGGGAUUGCCGGUGGUAUUAGUACAAAGUUUUGAUGCCAUGAUGGGAUUAUACGCCGAUAGUCCAUCGAUCGUAUCGAUCGUCACUCAGAAUGCGGAAGAUAGGGAUAGGGUGGACUCGCAAUUACGUUCAGUAGCUAGGGGGAUGUGGUUCCAUCCUUCUCCUUGGGGUGCUCAGGUGGCUCAUCAGAUUCUGUCGGAUGCGAAGCUGUAUCCUGCUUGGCUCGCCGAGAUCAAAGCUAUGUCUGAUCGAUUACGAAGUGUCCGCGAGAAAUUAUACGACCUUCUUGCCAAUAAAUUGAAAACACCAGGUUCUUGGAUACACCUCAAAAGGGCUAGUGGGAUGUAUUGUACUGCUCUUCUCCCUCCUUCUCAAGUCGACGCGUUGACUUCCAAACGACACGUCCAUCUACUCCCCGAUGGAUGUUUCAAUCUCGGAUGUCUAAAUGCCACCAAGAUUGACAUACUCGCUCGAGCAAUCGAUAAUGUCGUAAGGGAAGGAAUCAAGGAGAUGGAAGAGCAACAAGCACAACGUCUAGCUAUGGAAUUAGCCCUGGCAGCGGCAAAGGAACAACAGGCGAGAGAAGAGGCCGAAGCUUUAGAAUUGGCUGCUCAAGCUUUGAGAGAAGAAGAUACGUUAUUGAUGGAACGAUCUAUUGCGAAUGCCAUUGAGAGACAGAGGAUAGCAGAAAUGGAAGAAGAAAGAGAUAGACAGACGGAUGAGAAACAACGAGAGAUCGAUAGGAGAGCUGCGGAACGGGCGGAAAUCGCUAAACAGGCUGAAGCGAUUCUGGCUAGUUUACAACCUCCUAACCAUAAUGGCGGGAUGGGUCAUUAG